Pipistrellus kuhlii (Kuhl's pipistrelle) is the source of this 1137-nucleotide messenger RNA. RefSeq names its product zinc finger and BTB domain containing 8 opposite strand (gene TSLIG1). Gene Ontology annotation, cellular component: tRNA-splicing ligase complex. The coding region runs from base 384 to 923 and encodes 179 amino acids. The record is from RefSeq and is a predicted model, not a curated record. Gene Ontology annotation, biological process: tRNA splicing, via endonucleolytic cleavage and ligation. NCBI's taxonomy places the organism in Eukaryota, Metazoa, Chordata, Mammalia, Chiroptera, Vespertilionidae. The transcript is spliced from 7 exons.
CGGGGGCAGCCAUUUUCUUAAAGGCUGUUAAAGCUAACGGCCCGUUCAAAGUACUCAGAUGAGAAACCGCUGGUUCUUUCCAGUCUGGUAGUUAUCAUCCGAGGUGCAAUAAAAGGCUUCUAUUCCUGAGGCCUACAAGUGUCUAAUUCAAGUGUCCCUUACUCCGCAGAUGCUCCAUUUUAGUUGUUUCCUUAGUCCUUAGAACUGUUGAUGGCGCAAGCCCAGAAAAAGGGGCCUUGACUUUUUAAAGAUGUGCUUCAAAGGAGGAGGCCUAAGUCGGAAGUCUUAGGAUAAAGUCCCUGAGAAGUCCUGGCCCUUUAAGGGUGCACGCCAAGGGGCGGGGCCUAAGGCGGAAGUUAUAAAUCAGGGCUCAAGUCCUCCCGAUGGAAGGCGGAAGUGGGCUGUCCGAGGCUGCAGUCAUGGCGCAGGAAGAGGAAGACAUCCGGGACUACAAUUUGAAUGAGAAGCAGAAGGCGACCAAGGCCAAGUACCCUCCAGUCAGUCGGAAGUACGAGUAUUUGGACCAUACAGCCGAUGUCCAGUUACAUGCGUGGGGAGAUACACUGGAGGAAGCUUUCGAGCAGUGCGCCAUGGCCAUGUUUGGUUACAUGACAGAUAUCGACACAGUGGAGCCCCUUCAAGCAAUAGAAGUAGAAACACAAGGGGAUGAUUUGCAGUCUCUUCUGUUUCAUUUCUUGGAUGAGUGGCUUUAUAAGUUCAGUGCUGAUGAAUUCUUCAUACCCCGGGAAGUGAAAGUACUUAGUCUUGAUCAAGUAAAUUUCAAAUUACGGUCAAUUGGGUGGGGAGAAGAAUUCUCAUUGUCCAAGCAUCCUCAGGGAACUGAAGUCAAGGCAAUAACAUAUUCAGCCAUGCAGGUCUAUACUGAAGAGAAGCCAGAAGUGUUUGUGAUCAUUGACAUCUAAGACAAAGAAAAAAACUUCUAUGAAGAACUGUUUUUCUCUCUUCCUUUUGAGAAGAUACCAUAAUAUAAAUUCUACAGUCUCUGACAAUGGUUUGGGUUUGCAGAACAGAAAUUUUUGACUUAAAGUAUGAUUUUCCCACAAAUGGAAAAUCAAGGCAUAGUCUUGUUCUGUACUAAUUAGAUAUUCAAAUGUUAUAGAAUUCUUCAGGUGGCAA